Molecule: messenger RNA, 2348 nt
Organism: Lentinula edodes (shiitake mushroom)
Lineage: Eukaryota; Fungi; Basidiomycota; Agaricomycetes; Agaricales; Omphalotaceae
Product: Hydantoinase B/oxoprolinase
Exons: 10
Coding region: 162-1949 (595 amino acids)
Biological process (GO): glutathione metabolic process
Cellular component (GO): cytosol
Molecular function (GO): 5-oxoprolinase (ATP-hydrolyzing) activity
Source: RefSeq, a predicted model, not a curated record
GUGCGUUAAGCGCUUACUCGUGACCUUAAUUUCAAAGCUCUAUGUAGUCCGGGAAUUCUGAAAGCGCUUUCGGAAUUCUCGAGGAACGCGUUGCCUCGGAACACUCAUAAUACCACCAUCGUGACGAGCUCCAUCUGGCCUACGUUUCCUCACUGUCAGCGAUGUCUACGAACAAAGGAAACAACCCUGAUCCAAUUCUGCUGACGCUUUUCGCCAAUCGCUUUAUGAGCGUAGCUGAAGCCAUGGGCAGAUCUUUGCAGCAGACCUCGAUAAGUACUAACAUCAAGGAACGGUUGGACUUUUCCUGUGCUCUCUUUGCUCCAGACGGAGAUUUGGUUGCAAACGCACCGUUCAUACCAAUUCACCUUGGUUCAAUGAGCUUCGCCGUCAAGUACCAGAAGAAACUGUACGGCAAAGAUUUGAAGGAAGGCGAUGUGCUAAUGACGAACUCGCCUCAUGCCGGAGGAUCACAUCUCCCAGAUAUCACAAUCAUUACUCCCGUUUUCGAUUCCAACUCGAAGGAAAUCAUAUUCUUUACUGCAUCUAGAGGACACCAUGCCGAUAUCGGGGGUAUUCUUCCUGGUUCAAUGCCACCAACCUCGGUGAAUAUCUUUGAAGAAGGUGCUGAGAUUGUCAGCUUCAAGAUUGUCGAUGCUGGAGUAUUCGAUAGGGAAGGGUUAUUGGAUUACAUGGUUGAGCAGCCAAGCAAGUACCCAGGAAGUUCAGGUUGUAGAAAUAUCAGGGAUGUUGAAAGCGAUUUGAAAGCUCAAAUCGCGGCGAAUCAUAAAGGCAUUCAGCUGAUUCACGCCAUUGUAGACGAUUACGGCUUGGAGACUGUUCAGGAGUACAUGUAUCACAUUCGCUCCAAUGCCGAAUUAUCCGUCAGAAAUCUUCUGCGGGAUGUCGCACAACGCGCUGGUACGAACGAAUUGUCAGCCAUCGAUUACUUGGACGAUGGUUCUCCGAUCCAACUCAAGGUCGCUAUCAACCCCUCAGAAGGAUCGGCGGUUCUGGAUUUCGAAGGUACUGGAUGGGAAAUACGAGGCAACCUGAAUGCGCCUAUAUCUGUCGUUCAUUCCGCCGUGAUUUAUUGUAUGAGGUCGAUGCUAAAUCUCGAUAUACCCCUCAAUGCAGGGUGUCUUGUGCCCCUCGAUAUACGAAUACCCCCAAAAUCGUUACUUUCGCCUUCUCGGACGGCGGCAGUGUGCGGAGGCAAUGUUUUGACCUCGCAGCGCAUUGUAGAUGUAGUCCUGAAAGCGUUCCAUGCCGCGGCAGCCAGUCAGGGCUGCACAAAUAACUUAACGUUUGGGGCCGGUGGUAAAGGCAAGGACGGGAAAACAUCUGCAGGAUGGGGAUAUUACGAGACUAUUGCUGGUGGCUCAGGUGCAGGGCCUUCUUGGCACGGUACUUCAGGUGUCCAUACUCACAUCACGAACACUCGCAUCGGGGAUGUUGAAAUCCUCGAAAGGCGCUACCCAGUCAUGUUACAUCAAUUUGGACUCCGGGUAGAGUCCGGAGGGAAAGGGAAAUGGCGCGGAGGAGAUGGUGUUGUGCGGGAGCUGGAAUUCUUAGAGGGUAUGCAGGUUUCCAUAUUAAGCGAGCGUCGAACCAGGCAACCUUAUGGAAUGGACGGCGGCGGACCUGGUGCUCUUGGUCGGAACACGUGGAUCAAGCAACCUCGGGCGGAAGACGGAGAUCUUCCAACCAAACCCGAAUACUUAAACAAUUCGGAAAGCAUCGCCUCUGAGGGAGCAAGAAAAAUCAACAUUGGCGGUAAAGCAACAGUGUGGAUGGGGAAAGGUGAUCGACUCUUGAUUGAGACUCCCGGAGGUGGAGCGUGGGGUGUAUCUGCCGAAGACUGCUCAGCGAUGGACCAAGAGGUUCAUAAACCGCAGUGGGAACCACGAGGUUCGUUCGCUGAGAGAGCGAAAGCUCAAGCUGCUUUCUAAUUUUUCGGACUCGGUCGCCCGAAGGAUGACAAGGAGUAGCACGUGCAUUCACUGACCGUACACUAAAAGGGGAACAAGCCGGAUUCGGAGACUUACAAGACUCGACGACUUGAUACAAGAUAUUGUAUUCAAGCCAGAGGGGUAAUUAAUGUAUACUUACAGUCAGUACGAUGACCAAAUUUCCUGACCAUAAAUUCAUUUGUUCUCCUCCAUUAUUUGUAACUUUCAUAUACUUAGUCUCCCGAGUCUAAGGACUGCGACGGGAGGCUUUAACCCGGGAACUGUCUGUGACCGCCCGUGAAUUACAGGUGGGUACGGGGCGGGUAAAAUUCCCGCGGGGCUGGGUUGUCACCCACAGUUUUAUUAGCACUUGUAGUAUAAUAAUAUGCUGUUCAUUCU